GUGGUCGUCAUCAUCUUCAUCUCUCUCUCUCUCUCUCUCACUCUGUUCAUCAAGUUCAUCAAACAGAUAAUUAGAAGCCAUGGUCACACGCGUAAUGCUUCAGAAACUCACCUUCUUGGGUCUGUUAUAUGCAGCUCUACUUAUUUCUUCUUCUUCUUCACUGAAUGAUAAACUGUUAGAUUCAUCAAAGUUGGAGAUGUUUGUGGACGAGGUUCCUGAUAUGCCCAGAAUCCAUGGCUACAAGCUCGAUCAUGGAGUCCCCAAACCCAAAUCUCUUCAUAUCGGCAUGUUCAAGAAGAACUGGAAAUUUCACAGGCAUUUGCCUCCGACGCCUGUUUUCGCUUUCGGUGUGAAUGAGCGUACAGCAUCGGUCCCUGGUCCAACGAUCGAGGCCAUGCAUGGUGUUGAUACCUUUGUGACGUGGCAAAAUCAUCUCCCUUCAAAACACAUACUCCCAUGGGACCCAACAAUUCCUACUGCCAUUCCCCACUCAAAGAGGGGCAUUCCUACAGUGGUUCACCUCCACGGUGGGAUCCAUGCGCCCCACAGUGACGGCAAUGCGAAUGCAUGGUUCACUAAUGGAUUCAAUGAAACGGGACCCACUUGGACUCGUAAGAGCUAUCACUAUCCUAACUACCAGCAUCCGGGAAAUUUGUGGUAUCAUGACCAUGCCAUGGGGUUGACCCGAGUCAACCUCCUUGCUGGCUUGAUUGGAGCUUACAUUAUUCGUCACCCUUUGAUCGAGGGCCCACUUGGUUUGCCCCAUGGCGAUGCCUUCGAUCGACCGUUGGUGAUUUUUGAUCGUAGCUUUCGCACUGAUGGUUCCAUAUACAUGAAUUCGACCGGAAACAAUCCCACCAUUCACCCCCAAUGGCAGCCUGAGUACUUUGGUGAUGCUAUUAUCGUGAAUGGCAAAGCUUGGCCUCGAAUGACAGUACGUCGUCGUAAAUAUCGAUUCCGGAUAAUCAACGCAAGCAACGCUAGAUUCUUUAAAUUCUUUUUCACCAACGGCUUGGAAUUCACCCACGUGGCAUCAGAUUCAUCAUACAUCGAAGAGCCAGUGACAACUAAGGAAUUUCUAUUGGGGCCAUCUGAGAUCACAGAUAUGAUUGUUGACUUUUCUCAAUCAAAGAAUGAUACGGUUAUCCUAGGCAACAAUGCACCUUAUCCCUACCCUUCUGGUGAUCCAGUGGAUGAAUCUAACAGCAAGGUGAUCAAAUUCUUCAUACAACCCAAUCAAGAAGUUGACACGUCAAGGGUUCCCAGAAAGUUGAUAAAAUAUCCCCACGUGGACUUAUCCUGUGUGUCGCACACAAGGUACAUUGCAAUGUAUGAGUACACAAGCGACAUCGACGAGCCCACGCACUUGUACUUAAACGCAAAACCAUAUGAGGCCCCAGCAACAGAAACUCCGAAGGUGGGGUCCACAGAGGUGUGGUAUGUGAUCAAUUUGACGGAGGAUAAUCAUCCGCUUCACAUUCAUUUGGGAUUGUUCAAAGUGUUGGAACAGACAAAGCUUGUGAAAUCAGAAGAUUUUAAGGAUUGCAUGGAGAAAAAAAACGAUGCUAAGAAGUGCCACGUGGACCAACAUGCACGUGGCAAGAAACUAGAGGUUGCUGCUCACGAAAGUGGGUGGAAGAAUGUGUACAAGAUGGCACCUGGGUUUGUGACCAAGAUUGUGGUGAGAUUUGGGUACAUCCACGCGAAUGAAUCAUAUGUCUUUGAUGCAACUGAUGAACCUGGCUACGUUUAUCAUUGUCACAUAUUGGACCACGAAGACAAUGUGAUGAUGAGGCCUUUGAAAAUGAUAAAGUGAGAUUUAUUAUCGUGAUCAACAAUGCAGGUGAUUAAAUAAAUGAAUGUAUUCUCUACGAAGGUUGAAUAAUUUAACAAAGGUAUAGAUAGUUGGUUAUUAUUAGAAGCUAAAAAUUUGAUGCUAAUUAAGGAAUAUUAGGGGAGGCAGACUUACUCAUUCGAAGUUAUUUCGUCUCUACUCGUUUGAAUAAAAUGCCAAUAGCUUCUUAAGGAUCAGGGAAACCAAGUUUUUAGACUACUUAAUCCAGUCCAAUCUUAUAAAAAAAUUAUUUUAAUAUAAUUUUAAUUAUUUUUAAUAUAUUUGAAUAAAUUGAAGUUUGAACAUAGUAUUUCUUUCAUUUACAUUUUACCUUUCCAUAUAAUAUAAUUUUAAUUUAAUUUGUUGCUAAAUUAUUAUUGUAAUGUAGAUGAGACACAUUGAAAUUUGUCGAAUGUUGUUAAAAUUAUGAAUUUGAAUCAUUUAGAUUGUAAUUGAAGAUUUUAUUGUGGGAUAUUGUUGUGGAUUUUUUAUUAUUAUAAGUAUUUUUAUUAUAUUAAUUGAAUUUAUUAUAUUGAAAUGAAUUGUUGCCUCUCUUUUUUUUUUUAAAAAGAACCCACCCCAAAUUUAAUUUGGGUGUGCUUCUUUGUCAUAAAAAAUAAAAAAAAUUAAGUGAAUAUUAGACUAAUAAAACGAGUCUCCCAAUUAUAUGAACUAAGUCUAGUCUAAUUAAUCUCAGGCUACAACUGAAUCAAAUCAAAUUAGGGGUUGCUUAUCUUGAUUUUUUUUUUCCUGAAAGAGAUCAAAUUUUAGAUUAGAUUCAAAUUCUAUUUUAUCUAGUCCUUCAUGCAUCCCUUGAUAUGGCCACUCGCAGCGUGGUCUGGUUUUGUUGUCACACGGUAAUUGUAAUACUCAUCCUUAUAUGUUGGCAUUUAGACCA
Prosopis cineraria is the source of this 2732-nucleotide messenger RNA. Its product is annotated as multicopper oxidase LPR2-like. Gene Ontology annotation, molecular function: copper ion binding; oxidoreductase activity. NCBI's taxonomy places the organism in Eukaryota, Viridiplantae, Streptophyta, Magnoliopsida, Fabales, Fabaceae. The record is from RefSeq and is a predicted model, not a curated record. The transcript is spliced from 3 exons. The coding region runs from base 80 to 1816 and encodes 578 amino acids.